This is a messenger RNA of Macrosiphum euphorbiae (potato aphid), 2241 nucleotides long. The record is from the annotation of a GenBank genome assembly. NCBI's taxonomy places the organism in Eukaryota, Metazoa, Arthropoda, Insecta, Hemiptera, Aphididae.
AUGAGUCAAGAAAAGAUAUGUGUCAAACUUCCAACAACAGAUAAAAAAGUGACACUUUUAAAAUGGCGAGUAAAAGAAGGCACUUUGGUAAACAGCACUGUUGUUGUACUUCUUUAUCAAGAGGACGGAGACAAAGAUCGGAAAAGUUUUCGCACUCAUCACGUUGGUGUUGUUAAGAAAAUCUUAAUACACGAAGGCCAAGAAGUUCCUGCAGGAUAUCCUGUAUUUGAGUUGGAGCCUGGUUGUAGCCACAGUACUGUGGUCAGUGAUUUAUGUGCAGAUUGUGGUGCCGAUUUAAGAAUUGACAAUGCAUCUAAACCAACUGCAUCUGUUUCUAUGGUACACAGUGUACCUGACCUCAAAGUCAGCGAACAGAGUGCGUUGUUAUUGGGUAAAGCUGAUGAAAAACGUUUGCUUGGUGAUAAAAAACUGGUGUUACUCGUAGAUUUGGAUCAAACACUAAUACACACAACAAAUGAUAAUAUACCUAAUAAUAUCAAAGAUAUUCAUCAUUUUCAACUUUAUGGACCAAAUUCACCUUGGUAUCACACAAGACUUAGGCCAGGAACAUACAACUUUCUGUCCUCUAUUAGUGAAUUAUAUGAACUUCACAUCUGUACAUUUGGUGCUCGAAACUAUGCUCACACUAUAACUCAUAUACUGGAUCCAAAAGGAAAGUUGUUUUCUCACAGGGUUUUAUCACGUGAUGAAUGUUUUAAUCCAAACAGUAAAACUGGAAAUCUCAAGGGAUUGUUUCCAUGUGGUGAUAAUAUGGUAUGUAUAAUUGAUGAUCGCGAAGAUGUCUGGGAUUAUGCUUUAAAUUUGAUACACGUCAAGCCAUAUCAUUUUUUUCAACACACUGGUGAUAUAAACGCCCCUCCAAAUUUACAAAAAAAUGUUGAUAUUUCUUUACAACAGGAUAAUAGAGUGGAUUUUACACAUUUAGUUCAAGGUAUAACUAUUAAAAAAAAAGAUAACAUAAAAGGUGAUCCACAAAUGGAAGAUGGAGAAGUUUUGUCUGACGAUGAUUCAGGAAAUACAACAACUGAUAAUGAAGAAAAAAAUAAAAAUGAUGUGGUAAUUAAAGACAGUAGUGAUCAAGUAGAAGUAGAAGAAGAAGAUGAUUACUUGUUAUACUUGGAAGAUAUUUUAAAAAAUUUGCAUAAGGAAUACUUUAAAGAAUAUGAUCAAAAUUAUGAGUUGUACGGAAAUAAUUUUGAGGUUCCUGACAUGAAGCGUAUCAUACCUACUUACCGUUCAAAAAUACUAGCUGGUAAAAAGCUAGUAUUCAGUGGCUUAGUGCCUACUCCUGUACCACUGACUGAAAGUCGAGCUUAUAAAGUGGCUCGAUUAUUAGGUGCAGAAGUCACAGAAAAUAUCAAACCUGACUCUACGCAUUUGGUCGCUGUUCGUCAGGGCACACUUAAAGCUAGUGCAGCCCGUAAACGCCCCGAUAUAAAAAUAGUGACACCUGAAUGGUUGUGGCUUUGUGCAGAACGUUGGGAACAUGUUGAGGAAAGAUUAUUUCCUCUCCGAUCAGAAGGUGGGGGUGGUUCUAGUAGUCGAGACCCACCAGCUCAUUGUAGUAGUCCAGAACACUCACCACAUUUUAUGGCCAAUAACCAAAAUGUUUCUCAUGUAAAUAAAGAACAGGACCAAAAAUUUGCAGAGACUCUUAAUCCACUACUUUCGUUUUCUGAUGAAGACAUUAAACGUAUGGCAGGAGAAGUAGAGGACAUGACCGAUGAUGAAGAAAGUUGUGAUGGUGAUGAUGUGCCUGAUAUAAUUGAUGUAUUAAAAAUAAAUAAAGAUGGAAAUUCAAGUUCAGAAGCAUCUUUAGACGGUUCUAGGAGAGGAAAUAAACGUCAUUUCAGUUCAUCAGAAUCAACCGAUAAUGAAGAUGAAGUAGAAAAAGAAAUAGAAGGUGAAACAUUAAUUGAACGAUUCCGAAAAAGUACUAGCAGAGGACAGAAGCGUAGGCGCAGUUCAUUGGAUAGUGACGGAAGUGAAGAAGAUAAUGAAACAUUAAAUGAAAAAUUUCGUCAAGGUAAAAAUUUAGAUGAUUUAGGCGUAGAAUGGGGUAACAAUAGUGAAAAUAGUGUGGACCCACCUGAAGAGAUGAAUGAUUCUGACUGGGGUAACAAUAGUGAAAAUAGUGUGGACCCACCAGAUGAGAUGAAUGAUUCCGAAUGGAAUAUGUUGGGCGCUGCUUUAGAAAAAGAAUUUUUGGAAAAUCAAUAA